This is a messenger RNA of Fimicolochytrium jonesii, 2361 nucleotides long. Its product is annotated as ADC synthase. Lineage: Eukaryota; Fungi; Chytridiomycota; Chytridiomycetes; Spizellomycetales; Powellomycetaceae. Gene Ontology annotation, biological process: L-tryptophan biosynthetic process. The transcript is spliced from 12 exons. The record is from RefSeq and is a predicted model, not a curated record. The coding region runs from base 1 to 2361 and encodes 786 amino acids.
AUGACUCUACCACCACCCCACCUCCGUACACUCAUAGUCGAUAACUACGACUCGUACACCUUCAACCUGUACCAGUACUGCUGUUCAGCCUUGGGGCGUGACGAGCUGUUGCCGGUUGUUAUUCGGAAUAACCAAUUCACUUGGGACGAAGUUCGAGAGAAUAUAUUACCGCAUUUUGACUGCGUAGUGAUCUCUCCAGGACCGGGGAGGCCUGAUAGGGAGGUGGACUUUGGAAUAUGCGCCGACCUCCUGAAACACGCAGCAGUACCUAUCCUCGGCGUGUGCCUGGGGCAUCAGGGGUUAGCAGCGAUAAGUGGCGGGCAGGUAGUCCACGCUGCCGAACCCUUCCACGGCCGCACCAGUCCCGUAACCCACACCUCGCACACACCCACACCCGACCACCCCAUCAGUCUCUUCGACACGCUCAAGAACCCGUUCAGUGCAGUCAGGUAUCAUUCGCUUGUUGUCUCGCCGGAAGGAUUACCGGAAUGUUUGAAGAUCAUUGCAACGACGAAAGGGAAAGCGGGCGAACCGGACGUGAUUAUGGGCCUGGAGCAUAGGGAGAAGCCGAUUUGGGGCGUGCAGUUUCAUCCUGAGUCGAUAUGCACAGAAGAUGGAUCUCGGAUCAUCGAGAACUUUCAUACGCUGGCUGCGCGGUACUGGGAAACCGUACGUCCUCACAUGACCCGCGAAUUCCAAACCCUCUCCGUCCUCCCUGAACCGCUAACUACUCGCACCAACACCACCGACGACAUGAAUGCAAAAAAACCAAUCAUACAUGCUCGGAGAUUGAAGACGCCGUAUGUGGAUGCCGAGCGGGUGUUCACGGAGAUGUUCAGUGGGGAGGAGGUGGCGUUUUGGUUGGAUUCUGCCAAGACUGAAAAGAGCAUUGCUCGGUUUUCGUAUAUGGGCGCAGCGACAUCGCGCAACAGCUUUUUGAUCGAAUACUGUACCGCCAAACGCACCGUAACCCUCACUCACCCCACCCAGCCCACCCACCCCAUCCGCCCAACAACCCACCUCCUCCCCCCCUCCGAAACCUUCUUCACCUACAUCUCCACCCUCCUCUCCACCCGCGGCCUGCACACCGCCACCCUCCAUCCCACGUCCACUUCGAACUCACCACCCUUCCCCUUCACCUGCGGCCUCGUCGGUCUCUUCGGGUACGAGAUGAAGGAAGAGUCUUUGGGAAGGGAUGUGGCGGCCAAGACAAAGGCGAGGGGACGGAAACAUUUUGGGGUAGAGAAUGGGGGCAGUGUGCCGGAUGCGGCGUUUGUGUGGGCGGAUCGGGUGGUGGUGUUCGAUCAUGUUGAGGGGGAGGUUUGGGGGGUGGCGUUGGAGAGUGCGAGGGAGGGGGAGGAGGAGGAGGAGGUGCGGGAGUGGUUGGAGGAUGUUGAGGGAAGGAUUGUGCGGUUAGCGGCGGAAGAGGUGGAUGUAAAAGUCAACGGGACGGCCACAGCGGACGGAACUCCUCCAUCACCACCCCGCACGACCUCCCCAACCUUCACCCUCGCCCACCCCCACCCCACCUACCUCACCAACGUCCACACCGCCCUUCGCGAAAUCACCAACGGCGAGACCUACGAGGUCUGCCUCACAACCCGCAUCUCCACCCCGCUCCCCCCCUCCCACCCAGACCCUUACACCCUCUACACCCACCUCCGCGCCCACAACCCGGCCCCGUACGGCGCCUUCCUCCGCCUAGGCGCCAACCUCUCCAUCGCCUCCUCCUCACCGGAACGCUUCAUGCGCGUCGAACAAGACGCGACCGUGAGCAUGAAACCGAUCAAGGGGACCGCGAAACGCGCGGAGCGGACCCCGGGGGAGCCCGAGGAUGCCUGGACGAGACGGGACGAAGCUGUUCGGCGGGCGUUGGAGGGGGACGAGAAGAACCGGGCGGAGAAUCUCAUGAUAGUAGACCUGAUCCGAAACGACCUGAACACCAUCUCCCGCCCGCGCACCGUCUGCGUGCCCGCCCUGAUGCACGUCGAGUCGUACGCCACCGUCCAUCAGCUCGUCACCACCGUGCAGGGCCGCCUGCGCACGGAAUUGAAUGCCGUCGAUGCCGUUAUGCAUUCGUUUCCCCCAGGCAGCAUGACGGGCGCCCCGAAGCUCCGCACCGUCGACAUCCUCGAAACGCUCGAGAAAGCCCCGCGCGGGCCCUACUCCGGCGUCCUCGGGUACUUCUCCCUCACCGGGGCCGCGGAGUUCAGCGUCGUCAUCCGGACCGCGGUUGUCACACGGGACGGUAUGUUGGCACAGAUAUCGGUCGGUGCAGGUGGAGCGAUCAUUGCGCUGUCCGACCCCGAGGAGGAGUACAGGGAGAUGCUGUUGAAGGCGAAUUCGGUGCUGCCGAGGUGA